GCUCCAUCAUCUUGAUGUAAGAUGGGAGCGCCUCUGCAACCGCAAUCCUCGGCUGUACCUCAGCCACUAGUGGUACUCCCGGAGCUUGUGCUGGUACCCUCUCCGGUAGCCUCUCUAACAGCCUCAUCAACAAGUCCGCAAUGCGGUCAUCUCGAGCCUGAGCAACGCCCACUGGAACUCCAUCCACAACGGCACCCCCACCGGCCAAACCCUCAGGCUCCUCCUGAUCCGUCUGCAGACUCCCGACCAGCUCAACCGUAACACUCUGUGCCACACUCUCAUCCGCUACCGGAGCCCCGACGCCCUGACCACGACCACGGC
Arabidopsis arenosa is the source of this 321-nucleotide messenger RNA. Lineage: Eukaryota; Viridiplantae; Streptophyta; Magnoliopsida; Brassicales; Brassicaceae. The record is from the annotation of a GenBank genome assembly.